This is a messenger RNA of Rubroshorea leprosula, 2441 nucleotides long. NCBI's taxonomy places the organism in Eukaryota, Viridiplantae, Streptophyta, Magnoliopsida, Malvales, Dipterocarpaceae. The record is from the annotation of a GenBank genome assembly.
AUUUUGAGAGGAAAUCAAGAGGUAACUAGGCAUUGCUACAUGACUUCAGUCUCACGACCUCAGAGGGAUAAGCAAGUAGCAAACCCAGAACUAACUCAGCUUGAAGUCCCAGCUACACAGUAGGUAAUGGGUGUAGAACUACCAGAUAACAAACUUAAAGGAGAAGACAGAGCCACCCCAGCAGAAGAGGUGGAAGAGGUACAGCUCGACGACAAUGACCCCACUAAAAAGACACAGAUGGACACCAAGCUGAGCUUUGAAGAACAGGCCGAGCUCAUCGACUUUUUGAAGUCAAAUAAAGACGCAUUUGCUUGGAUCUCAACUGAUAUGCCGAGCAUACCCACCUCUGUUGCAAUAGGGUUUGUAAGAAGGGUAGACUACUGUAAAUGGAUUGCCAAUCCGGUUUUAAUCAAGAAGUCGAAUGGAAAAUGGAGAAUGUGUAUUGAUUACACAAAUCUAAAUGAGGCUUGCCUAAAGGACUGCCACGUUUUGUCGAGUAUAGAUAAGCUGGUGGAAGCUGCGUUAGGAAACGAAAGACUUAGCCCUUUGGAUGUUUACUCGAGAUAUCACCAAGUCCACAUGGCACCUGAGGACGAGGUGAAGAUCUCCUUCUAUGCAGGUGACGAGAUCUAUUACUAUGUAAUGAUGCCGCUUGGGUUCAAGAAUGCCGGGGCUACAUAUCAGAAGAUGGUGACAAUUGUGUUCCGAUCUCAGAUAGGCGGGAAUCUAGAAGUCUACGUUGAUGGCAUAGUGGUUAAAAGUCUCAAGGUAGUGGAUCACUUGACCGACUUGGCAGAAACAUUUAACAACCUAAGAACACACCGCAUGAGAUUGAAUCCAACCAAGUAUGUCUUUGGUGUUGAAUCCGGUAAAUUCUUGAGGUUCAUAGUCUCAAGGAGGGGGAUAGAGAUUAAUCUUGAGAAGAUCAAGGUAAUAAAAGAGAUGAAGCCACCGAGGUCAAUUAAAGCUGUGCAGCGCUUAACUGGGAGAGUAGGAGCUUUGCACAAGUUCAUAUCGAAGUCUGCAAAAAAAUGUUUGCCUUUCUUCAAAAUCCUGAGAUUCAUGGCCCAUAAAGAUGAAGCAAGGAAGUCCAAGAAGUUUGAAUGGACCUCAAAGUGUCUUACCGCCUUCGAUGAACUUAAGUCGUACCUUGACUCACCACCUCUAUUAACUAAGGCCAAAGAAGGUGAAAUUCUUUAUCUCUACCUUGGGAUAUCUAAUGCAGCAAUAAGCUUAGUCUUAGUUAGAGAGGUAGGAAAACAGCAGAAGCUAAUAUACUAUGCCAACAAGGUGCUACAAGGAGUCGAGCUGUGUGAGCACGCCCUAAAAUUCAAUUUCGAAGCAACGAACAAUAUGGCCAAGUAUGAGGCACUUCUCCUCGGGCUUCGCUUAGCAGCAGAGCUGAAGGUCAAAUCCCUACAGGUUUAUAGUGACUCACAACUCAUAGUCAACCAAGUCAACUCUACAUGUGAGGUCACAGACCUCACCCUAGUCAAAUACUUAGCCGUGGUUUUCAAGCUCAAAAGCCAGUUUGAAAGAUUUCAGCUCACAAAAAAGUCAAGGUCAAAAAAUGAACAUGCUAACUCAUUAUCAAAAUUAGCCUCCGACAGCUCAAGUGGAUUGAGGUCAGUCUUCAUCGAAGUCCUAGACGAACCCAGCUUCCAGGGGUUACAGGUGAUGGAGGUUAGCCCCUAUCCUGAAACCCCCAGUUGGAUCGAUCCCAUUAAAACUUAUCUCCGGGAUGGGACUGUCCUAGUUGACAAACAAGAAGAGAUGAAGUUGCAAAGGAAGGCAUCUCGGUAUACCUUGGUGGAUGGUGUCCUAUAUAAGAGGUCAUACUCGUUCCCUCUUCUUCACUGUUUGACCCCUUAUGAGGUCGAGUACGCUUCUCGCGAGAUGCAUGAGGGUGUAUGUGGGAAUCAUGUCGGAGCUCGAACCUUGGCCCACAAGUGGGGGAUUGACCUCCUAAGUCCUUUUAUCAAGGGUACAGGAGGAGUAACACACCUUGUCAUGGCAGUCGAUUACUUCACAAAGUCUGUGGAAACUCGACCUCUUUCUAGCUUGACCUUGAGAAAGAUUGAAGACUUUGUUUUUAGUUCAAUCAUAUGCAGAUACGGAAUUCCAAAUCAAGUUGUUGCCGACAAUGGACGUCAGUUCAACUUCACCUCGUUCAAAGACUUUUGUUCUAGCUAUGGGAUUAAGUUGGUGUUCACCUCUGUUUAUUAUCCUAAGGCAAAUGGAAUGGUUGAGUCUGUCAAUAAGGCCAUCCUGGAAGGAAUUAAACUGAGGCUAGAUCAGGUUAAAGCCAAGCGGGCAGACGAGCUCAACAAUGUCCUAUGGGCCUACUGAACGAUGAGCCGAACAGCCACAGGUAUGCAACUUAACUAGCUUUUUAUUCUAAUACCAUUAGUCGCUAUAUGAAAUGAACCCUAAAAUUCUAA